GUGAAUUUCUCUCACCAAGACACACUCCUUCUCAAGGUCUCCUGGUGAAUUGUUUCUCUAUCCCUCUCUCCCCCAUGUGGUAAGGUUUAGGUUCGGUGGUGGUUGCGUCCAUGGAGAGGAAGGAGGAAACGAGUACUUCAUGGAGACAGUUGAAAGCUAUGCUUCGGAAGAACUGGCUUCUCAAAAUUCGUCACCCUUUUGUUACAUGCGCCGAGAUUUUUCUUCCAACAGUUGUAAUGCUUCUGCUAAUAGCGGUGAGGACGCGAGUUGAUACAAAAAUUCACCCAUCUCAGCCGUAUAUACGAAAAGAUAUGUUUGUGCAAGUGGGAAAGGAUGGUACGUCCCCUCCAUUCAAUCAAGUUUUGGAAUCUUUAUUGGCCAAGGGCGAGUUUCUGGCCUUUGCACCGGAUACAAGCGAGACAAGGAUGAUGAUCAAUAUUUUAUCUCUUAAAUUUCCUCUAUUGAAGAGGCACAUUAAGGAUAUUGAACCAACUUUUGCGCUAAUAGUUUUAGCUUUGAUAGCAUUUUCUAAUCUUUGGUCUUUCUACAUCAACUGUAAGAAGGCUCUGGCUUCUUAUGUGUUUCUUGGAGCUCUGUUUCUUCCUGCCCUCAUUCUUCUAGUUAACCUAAGAGACCCAUGGUCCUCUGCUAUGCAUUUUAUUGUACUUCCAAUUAAGUUUCUUGCAAAUUUUCAAUGCUUGUAUAAGUUGGUUACGAGAGUUUACAAAGAUGAAUCCGAGCUUGAGACCUACAUACGCUCAGAUCUUUAUGGAUCUUGCGAUCAAGUCAACCACUGUAUGGCUAUUGGGUUGCUGGUUUUUGGCACCUGGGGUUGUUUUAGCCACUGUUUGGCUACUCGGUUCCUCCUAAGAAACCAAGCUGGCAGAUUCAUCAAGCAAUACUCUGGAAAUUUCACUCCACAACAAUUGAGUGGCAUAAAUUCUAUCGAGUGGUUGCCAAAGUUGGGAUCCGUUGCCACAAAUAAUAGCCAAGAACAAGAGAAAAACGGUUAA
Molecule: messenger RNA, 1013 nt
Organism: Ilex paraguariensis (yerba mate)
Lineage: Eukaryota; Viridiplantae; Streptophyta; Magnoliopsida; Aquifoliales; Aquifoliaceae
Source: the annotation of a GenBank genome assembly